Messenger RNA from Schistosoma rodhaini, 1649 nucleotides. The record is from the annotation of a GenBank genome assembly. NCBI's taxonomy places the organism in Eukaryota, Metazoa, Platyhelminthes, Trematoda, Strigeidida, Schistosomatidae.
UUCACCAGGUUCACGAAACAAUGCUACCUUUCCCAUGCUCUUCAAGACCUGCGUCUCAGAAUGAGCCGGUACUUUGGUUAUGCAAGUUACUUCGAACUUCUACUCUAAUUAUUCUGAAUUUGACAUAUUUCUACUGGGCCAUUAUGUAUCAUACUUUUUUUUAUCGCAGAUCGUACUGCUCAAACGACCAUACAUUCAGAAAAAACCUACCUCCUUAUAAUGACCCGACCUUGGGCUUUUAAUUUGAUGACCAGUUGUCGAUCGCUUCAUGUUUCUUUACCUCACAACGCCAUGUCAUAUACGAAGGAAUCAAAACCACUUCCUGGGAGUGAUGAGGAAAAAAAUCCAUUGAGAUGGGCCAAACGUCUAUUCCAACUGCAAGAAUCUCAACCAUUGCUCAACCAAGCGAAGGAACCUCCUUUACUGCAUAUGGUCUGUCGGCUAAAGCCUCUCAAGGGGAUCAUUCACUACCAGAGAGCUAUUCUUGAAAAAUAUGGUCUUGGAAAGGACACAAAAAAUCACAAUUGGAUAGUUGUCAAAAAUACUCCGUCAGUCAACCGAGAUUUAUACGAGAUAAAACAUCUUAUUCGGAUACAGCCUGUUAUUUUCGAGAACGGGUUGCCAACUGAAUCUGAUUUGCUUGCCUGUAGACUGCUUCCGGAUGGCAGAUUUUUCAGACACAGGGGUCUUUCUGUUGAUUCUCAGUUAUUGGACUCUUCAGGACCAAACCAAAUAAACAUAUCGACGUACAAUCCAAAUCAAUCUAAUGAUCUAAAAGCUUUAUUACAUUCUAAGGAGGAAAAUUUCAGAUAUCUAAGUCGUACAUACUUAAGAAAGUGGCACAACAAAAGAUGGGCCAACCAUGACUUCUUCAAGGAGUUUUUCACUUCACACUACAAAUAUAAACUGAAUCAAGAUGGAAAUGAAUAUCGUUAUAGUAGUCUUUCACGAUUAGACAAAGCAAUAACUCAUUCACUUGAGUCUAGAAGGAAUCCCGAUGGAACUCUUAAGCAGCCAAAUUGCAAUCGUUUUGAUGCUGAUUGGAAUACUUAUCCUUGGUCAAGAUAUUGAAAUUUGAAGUUGUCGGUUUUAGAUUCUCUUACGACGAUCGUUUCCAGCUGUGUACAAAUACUUGAUAUAUUUAGGAAUAAAAUUCAGUCAAAUAUAGCUUUUGACUUUAAUAAUGUUACUCCAUAAUUAUGCAGGAAACUUAUAUUUUAUAGUAUUAAAGUAUCUCAAUGGCUCAACAGUAUUGUAUAUCCGCCUUCGGCUAUCUUACUAUUUUGUUUCAUGGCAAACUAAACCAAUCUUACAAAUUAUUCCCAGCGUUUAUUUGGAUGUGAUAGAUAUAAUAAGUGUUCUCGAUAAUGUAACCAAGUAUCGUAUAGAAUAGGUGGGGUUACAAGUUUUUGCAUUGGGUUUGAGUAACACUGCGUCAAACGUAGAGAUACCAUCCGGCUGUCCAAACCAAAAUCCGGACCUAAUGACCGAGAGAUUCAACGAUUGAACAAUCCGAAAAAGUGGCCCACAGGUUACACGAUUCACUGACUGAAUGUAAUUACCAUUCAGAUAUUAUGGUAUUCGCUUAUAAAGGCACGAUAAAAAAGAUGGCGUACAUUGGUAAAGAUGAGCUGAGAAAGGGAAAAUGA